AAUGCUAAAAACACGAUAAAGGCGAUGGAUGAUGCUGGACUGCCUAGCUUUCCAUGCACUGCACACACUUCAGCUGGCAGUAAACGAGGGUCUGCUUGCUCAGCGGAGCGUCGCUGACGCUGUGGCAGUCGGACGGAAAGUUGUUGGGCAUUUCAAACAUUCUACUUUGUCGUAUUCCCGCUUGGAAGACAUUCAGUUGCAGCUCAACCAGCCCAUUAAACGUCUCCAACAAGACGUGAAAACACGGUGGAACAGCACGUUCUGUACGCUACAGUCCCUCACUGAACAAAAACGGGCUCUCGGAAUAUUUGGGUCAGAACAUGAGCUCCCCGACAGCCUCAGCCUUAAUCAGUGGAACCUACUAGAGAAGGCAGUGACACUUUUGGCGCCAUUCGAAGAGUUGACUCGACAGGUGAGCUCCUCUGAUGCAUCAGCCUCUGAUGUGAUUCCCGCUAUCACCGUAUUACAGAGACUGCUGUCCAAAGAAGCCGAUGAGGAGCCGGGGAUCAACACAAUGAAGCGCACUUUACUGACAGCUGUACAGAAACGAUUUGCUGACGUGGAGCAAAUCCAACUCUUCUCCACCGCAACGCUUCUCGAUCCAAGAUAUAAGGACCGUUUCUUCUCAAGCUCCAGCACUGCUGAGAAUGCCAAGGAGAAAGUGAUGCAGGAGCUGCAGAAAAUAUCUGGCAGAGACAGGCCAACAGGAGAAUGAGGAACCAUCUGUCAAAAGGCCAAGGAAGGACCAGUGCAGCAGUCUGGACAGUGUGUUUGAUGGAAUCGCUGAUGAGCAUGCUUCAAUGUUCCACGGGCUGCUGCCAUACAAUUGGAAACAUACCUUGGAGAGAAGACCAUUUCUCGUUCAGAGAAACCGCUCCAGUACUGGGCGGUUAACAAAGUGCGAUUCCCAACUUUGUCCCAAAUGUCAAGAAGAUACCUGUCAGCCCCAUGCAGUAGUGUGGGAAGUGAGCAAUUCUUUAGCUCAGUGGCCCACAUUGUCACUGAAAGCAGAAACAGGCUCACAGCUAAACAUGCAGAGAUGCUUCUUUUCCUGAAGAGGAACCUGCCACUUACGGUUCCAAAAAAGAUUGGCUUUUACAGCCUGGUCUUUAUGGUCUUAUCAGUGUAGCUCUCUGAAACAUGAUGUUAUACAUAGUAUAGAUCGGCACUCUUAAGCUCCAUUUGGCUUCAAAUGUGAUGGUGUAAAAUAUCAUCAUAUAUCUCCUCCAGCCAUUAACUGGUGGGAUGAAACAGUUAGCACUGAAACACUGCAGGCUUUGUCUGGAUUGUCUAGUCUAGCUGUUAAAGCUGCUGUUGUAGCCUUUGUAAUGUAAGGUCUAUAAGCCUUUUUUGGUGAAAUGUGGUUCAUCUUUUACAGACUUUGUUACAGAAAGCAGUAAAAAUACUGAAAAAUGAGUUCUGUGUUGACAUGGGUGAUAAAUGUUUGUGUAGGUAAAUCUAAACUAAAAAGUUCAUGUUAAAUAAAUUCUAGGUAAAUUCACUGUUCAGUGUUGGUUUUGUGUUGAUUUCAAAAAGUUUCAUUGCACUAUUUUACAUUAAUAACUACACUAUUACAUAAUGCUCCUGAUUGCUUAAUUCUAUGUAAGUAUCGGUAUCGGCAAGUACAAAAAUACACAUACUUGUACUCGGUCGGAAAAAAAUGGUAUUUAUGCAUCCCUACUUUACAUAAUACUUUAAAGACACUUGUACUUAGUUUGUACAUGUAAUCCAGUAUGUAGACACUGUGGACGACUGCAGUACACAGUGUUCUUUCUUUUCAAACAGUAAGUGAUGUUGAGCCCCUCUAUAAAGUAAGAAAGCCACAUGCUUGACUCUGCCGUACGAUCAUGAUUACAAUAUUAUGCAACACAGGACAGUAAAUGUGAUAUAAUUUUGCCUGUUUAUAGAGAAGGUUUGUAAACAGCCUACUUCAAGAUAUACUGUACAAACUGGGAACUGGGGAAAGCCUGGAUUUACCAGAGGGAAGAUGUCUUUUAUUCUGAAAUCUGUACAUCAGCCAUCAUAUCUGCAAUAGUAAAUACUGUUCUAAAGUUGUUGUGUGUUGCAGAGAUGAUUCAUGAACCACCAGGAGUUUUAGAGGUGGGGCCAGUUCCAGGGAGUUUGGAAAACUGGGGACCCUCUUCAUC
Molecule: messenger RNA, 2147 nt
Organism: Colossoma macropomum (tambaqui)
Lineage: Eukaryota; Metazoa; Chordata; Actinopteri; Characiformes; Serrasalmidae
Product: zinc finger BED domain-containing protein 4-like
Exons: 2
Coding region: 29-715 (228 amino acids)
Source: RefSeq, a predicted model, not a curated record